Molecule: messenger RNA, 1587 nt
Organism: Stylonychia lemnae
Lineage: Eukaryota; Ciliophora; Spirotrichea; Sporadotrichida; Oxytrichidae
Source: the annotation of a GenBank genome assembly
AUGAAGGUGAAAGUUUCGAGGAAUAAUCUAAUUAAUCUGUCUAAAUCAAUCCACCAGCGACAUCAUACUCAAGUGCUAUCUAACUAGUAUGCAACUAAUGAAGAUGAUUUCUUAAACAAUAUUCCUGAUGAAAUUUGCUAUUAAAAUACUGCUUGCAAUUAUAAACUCACAACUAUACCAACUCAAAUAGUUUAAAAAAGCUAUGUAGAGGAAUGCGAAAUGAGUCAGACUUCAAUCAAGGAUGAACCUAGGAGUAUAAGAAAUAAUAAAACUGGAAUAUCCCCUGGCAGAUUGACUUCUCGAGUGAUGAAAGCAACUCCAGUAAACCUAAUGAGGUUAUUUGAUAAUUCAGACAAUUAUCAAUAGCUACUUUAAGACGACUUUGAUUCUAGCAGGGCUCUACUUAACUCAAGCACAAUCAAAGAUUUACUCAAAUCUGAUUUCAGCAAAGGAUUGCAUCAGCAGAAACUUAGAACUGGCAGUCAAUCUCCAUACUCAGCAAGAGUUAAUAAUAUUAAAAGCUAGUAUAGCUAACCUAGAAUUAAGAAUAGAUAGAUGCCUUAAACUAAAAUAAAUCUUACAAGAUAUACCAUUCAAUAACAUUAAAAGCCAACUCCAAGAAACAGCAAAUAGGAUUAAAGCUAAAAUCAGGAUCAUCAUAGGAUAAAUAAGCAAACUCAACAAUAAUUAGGCUAAACUAUGCUAACUUAAUCUCAAAUUGGAAAUGCAGUAACUGAAUAAUUAGCUAAAGCAGAUGAAGGACGCAAGACCUUCACAGGAAUAUCUAAGACUAGAAUAUAGCAAGCAAGAAAUAAACUUAUAAAGCAAUAAUAAGAUGCAAGGAGACAAGAGAUACCUCUAGAGCUUAAAUUAUUAAAAUAUAAUCAAACAAUCAUGGCUUAAACACAGAGAGGUGGUAAAGCUGAUAAUAAUGCAAAUUCAUUUUAAAUGGUGACCAGUAGAUCUCAAGAUAAAUCAGGGUCGAUUACACCCACAAGGGCAAUGGGAGUGGAUUAAAGAGCUAGGAGUAGAAAUAUAGUUGAGAGAUACCUCAACAUCAAUAAAUCCUAGCACAGUCUUUAAGAAAAUAAUCACAGAUUCUAGUAAAAUUAGACUGUAGCCAUUCAAAGCAACAAGACUAGGACAUUUAAUAAUAACAAUGACCUGAAUAUAAAGCAGAGUAUCUAAGUAGACUUGAAUGAUACAGAUUUAGAAGAUAGUGAUAGUGAUACUAUUGAUGAAAUUGAUGUUAAUGAUAUCGAAGAAUAGAAUAACUUAGUAAGGUCAAAAUAUUCGCCUAAGAAAUAUCCAAGAAACCCUUCAAGAUCUCCAUCCAGGUUAUUUAGAGAUAAUAUGACUUGCAGAACUGAUAGAUCUGCAAAUCAUACAUAGAAUAACAGCAAGAAAAGACCUGCUGUGGAUGAGCCUUAGACCUAGCAAAGAAACUCCAUCAUAGAAUUCGAUGCCAGAGAAACUAAUUCUAAUUCAGAAGUGCAUACAUUCAAAAGAGAGAAAAAGUAAAAUAGACAGAGUCAUACUAAUUACAUAGUGCUGCCGUCAAGAACUCAAAAUAAGCAAUCACCUUGA